UUCUUCAGCCCGUGAGCGGUAAGCUUUUGUCACAUCACAGCAAGCGCAAGCCAACCACCUCCAGCACCCAAAGUCCCAAUCCAAACGGGCACAGGACACCCGAGUUCGGCUGCCCAAGGAAGGAGACCCGAAGGAGCCUCGCCGCCACAGCUUCGCGAUCUCCCAAGGCGGCGGGCGCGGUCCCUUAGUCGCUUUCCCACCUCUGGUUUCCGCCACCGUUGCCACCGCGCCGCCGCCGCCUUUGAAUCCUCAGAAAUACCCCAAGGAGGGGUUGGUUCUUCCCUCGCCUUCUUCAUACGCGGGAUCUCUUAGACCGAGCGAGAGCCAUGGGGGGGAGCCCGUCGCGGAGCAGCCCGCGGGACGGGAGCGGACACGGGCGGUACGGCCAGUCGCGCUCGUUCCAGCAGCCGCCACAGCGGGGAGGGUACUACGGCCAGGACCCGCAGGUGGCGGGCUACUACGGCGCGCCACAGCAGGGAGGAGGGUACGCCGCGCCGUACCCGGCCCCAGCGUACCAGCCCCCCGCCGCCGCACCGGCGCCGCAGGCCGGGGGAGCACCCAAGCCGCGGCUUGACAGGCGGUACUCGCGGAUCGCCGACGACUACCACUCGGUGGAUCAGGUUACUGAUGCUCUAGCUCAAGCAGGACUUGAGUCGUCAAAUCUUAUUGUCGGCAUUGAUUUCACAAAAAGCAACGAGUGGACAGGGAAAUUCUCCUUCCAUGGACGCAGUUUGCAUCAGAUUAGCAGCACACCAAAUCCUUAUGAACAAGCCAUCUCGAUUAUUGGGCCAACACUGUCGAAAUUUGAUGAAGAUAAUUUGAUUCCAUGCUUCGGAUUUGGAGAUGCAUCAACACAUGAUCAAGACGUCUUCUGUUUUUAUCCUGAUGAGAGACCUUGCAAUGGAUUCUCAGAAGCUCUGGAUCGAUAUAGGGAACUUGUACCACAUUUGCGCUUAGCUGGACCAACAUCCUUUGCACCAAUUAUUGAGAUGGCUAUGACCAUUGUGGAGCAAAGUGGUGGGCAAUACCAUGUUCUGUUGAUAAUUGCAGAUGGGCAGGUUACAAGGAGUGUAGAUACUGCGUCUGGGCAGCUGAGUUCGCAAGAGCAAAAGACUGUUGAAGCCAUUGUGAAGGCCAGUGAAUUGCCUUUGUCCAUUGUGUUAGUAGGAGUUGGUGAUGGCCCCUGGGACAUGAUGAAGGAAUUUGAUGACAACAUUCCUGCUCGAGCUUUCGACAAUUUCCAAUUUGUGAAUUUUUCGGAGAUAAUGUCCAAGAACAUGCCACAAUCAAGGAAAGAGGCUGCAUUUGCUCUUUCAGCGUUGAUGGAGAUACCACAACAGUAUAAAGCGACUGUAGAAUUAGGAAUUUUAGGUCGUCACUCUUUCAAGUCUCAUGACAGGGUUCCUCUGCCUCCCCCUACUGGAAGCCAUGAUGCUUAUUCCUAUGCAUCUAAAAGCUUUAGUAAGCCAACCACCUACGCGCAGAGUUCGUCAUCCUCGUCACCAUAUCCUCCGCACUAUGAAACUCCACAUACCGUUACCCCAGCCGCGCCUUUGUCCACUUACGACAACCAGGUCUGCCCUAUCUGCCUUGUGAACCCCAAAGACAUGGCGUUCGGCUGUGGACACCAGACCUGCUGUGACUGCGGACAGACUCUCGAGUCAUGCCCAAUCUGUCGCACUCCAAUCACUACAAGGAUAAAGCUAUACUAGUAAGUGGUGGUUUGGAUCAUUGCAAAUGGGUGGUAUGCUGGAGCCACCCUGCGUCGCACUGGAAGAUGCAUUGCAAGCCCAAAUUGCAAUCUGUUCUGAGCGGCCCCGCCAUGAACGAUGAAUCGGUCCCAGCCGAAGAUUGCUGGGCUAGCGAUCCAGCGCUCCAAGAUGGAGCAGGAAUGUCCCAGUAUUCAUGCCACCAGGAAUGAUCCGAACCGCAGUGCAUCAUGCAGUGGGUUCCAGAAAUUAUCAAUGGCCAUUAUUAGUUUAUUACCAAAACAAAGGAGAAAAAACAGAAAAGAGAAUCUGGUGGUGGAUCAAACAAUUGCGUGUUGGGUCAUGGCACUCAACUCAUGGUACUCAACUUACAACUUGUGCAUAUGGACGGUCUGACAUCAGGUUUAGAGGAUUCGUUGCGCCCGUGCCGUUUUGUUUCGUCGGAUAUUUGUUAGUUUGUUAUUUGUUUCAUUUUGUAAAAAUCCGCGUUUUUCAUGUAAUCGGAGGUAAAGCUAUACUGGCAUUUGAUUGCUGCUUUUACAACCGAGAGUUUGACGCUGACAUGCCCGCCAGUUGAAUGAAUAGAUGUUGCACUA
Phragmites australis (common reed) is the source of this 2305-nucleotide messenger RNA. RefSeq names its product E3 ubiquitin-protein ligase RGLG2-like. The record is from RefSeq and is a predicted model, not a curated record. Bases 327 to 1712 code for a protein of 461 amino acids. The transcript is spliced from 11 exons. NCBI's taxonomy places the organism in Eukaryota, Viridiplantae, Streptophyta, Magnoliopsida, Poales, Poaceae.